Rhizoctonia solani is the source of this 1887-nucleotide messenger RNA. Its product is annotated as Elongation factor Tu GTP binding domain. Lineage: Eukaryota; Fungi; Basidiomycota; Agaricomycetes; Cantharellales; Ceratobasidiaceae. Gene Ontology annotation, biological process: translational elongation. Bases 1 to 1887 code for a protein of 628 amino acids. Gene Ontology annotation, molecular function: translation elongation factor activity; GTP binding; GTPase activity. The transcript has 14 exons. The record is from RefSeq and is a predicted model, not a curated record.
AUGACCACUACACUUCGCGGGUUUCAACAUGAAAUCGAGCAAAUACACGAUCGAGAGCUUGCCAAACAGCGUGCUGAAGGUCGUGUUGCCUUGGAGAAGGACAAACACAAGGAGAAGGCUGGCCAAGCCAAUAAACCAAAGGACCCAACCAUUCCCGGCACUGCUGGUCGCGCAACUGAGCAAUUAGACAGUGAUGAUGAUGACAGCCAUAACAAGCUACAGAAAAUGUUAACUGAACCUGAAGUGGAUCAGAAAGUAACUGACUACUUGGCACUGUUACUUUUGAGAAAUCGAGGAGAGAUUAUCGUACGGCUGGGGACUCACCCACCGCUUCAGAUGAUAAUGGAGCCAGGUACUGAGCUCUCCGCGAUAGAUAAUCAAUCUCGCGGGAAUCCUAUCACUGAAGAAGAGCUGGAUAUUGCUUUGAAAGCACUGGAGGUCACUGCAGAUAGCGUUGGAGCUAAGACCAUGUUAUUAUACCACCAAUCUGGGGCAGCAACGCACACACCAUAUGCGUCAUUGCUGGUUAGGCUUCCUCCGCCCACAGUGGAACGCACACUUGAGGUCCGCUGCGCUGUAGUGGGAAAUGUCGACUCCGGAAAGUCCACCACUCUUGGCGUACUCACCCGAGGUGGGCUGGAUGACGGGCGAGGAAAGGCGCGAGUGGCACUCUUUCGUCAUAAGCACGAGAUUGAAACCGGAAGAACCAGUAGUGUUGGAAUGGAGGCAAGUACAGUUAUUCAUUUCAGGAAUAAUCCAAACUUCCAGCUGAACACGGCUGAGGCGCAAUCAGGUGCUGAUAAAAAUGCAUUUGCGCCUGCUACUGCUCGGAGAGAGAAGCUUACCUGGGACCAAAUAAGCGAAAGCAGCGCGAAGAUUGUCUCCUUCAUUGACCUUGCCGGGCACGAGCGGUACUUGAAGACAACUUUGUAUGGGAUGACCUCCCAUGCUCCGGACUGCGUUAUGCUCAUGGUCGGAGCAAAUGCUGGGCUCAUUGGAAUGUCCAAAGAGCAUCUGGCCAUUGCUCUAGCGUUAAGCGUACCAGUCAUCGUCACCAUAACAAAGAUUGAUAUGACACCUGCAAACGUCCUACAAGAUACGAUCAAGCAAGUUGUCAAGAUACUCAAGAGUCCUGGCUGCCGAAAGACACCGGUCUUUGUGAAAUCCAUGGAGCAAGCAGUUGAACUGUCCAGAGCAUUUGCAACCGAGAAAUUGUGUCCAAUAUUCUUGCUAUCAAACGUUACCGGCGAAGGUUUAGACCACUUACGAAUGUUCUUGAACUUGGUUCCGUCCAGCGAGGGAGACGAGCAUAAGUUUACAACCGAGUCGCCAUUGGAGUACUCCAUUACCGAUGUAUGGUCCGUUCCAUACGUUGGUGUCGUAGUCAACGGUAUAAUAAAUGCCGGUGCAAUCAACACCGGCGAUGCUGUUUUACUUGGCCCCGAUGGCAACGGGCAAUGGAUCGCAAGUAGCAUAAAGAGCAUUCAAAGAAAGCGAGCCAAUGUGGAAAGCGCCGAUGCGGGACAAACGGUGUCUAUAGCCCUUAAAAGGGUGAGACGAGCCAAUGUACGGAAAGGCAUGGUUCUGGUGGCAAGAACAGACCACCCACCACACGCGGCACGGCGAUUCCAAGGGCAAGUUUUAAUCUUGUAUCACAACACCACAAUGCAGAUUGGGUACCAAGCGAUGCUUCACUGUGGUGCAAUUCGUCAAACGGUCCGAAUAAUUGGCAUCAAAGACCAUGCACAAGGUGUUCUGAGAACAGGCGAUCGUGCUACUGUGGAAUUUGAAUUCAUCUCCACACCCGAGUAUAUCAAGGAGGGCAUGAAACUUCUCUUCCGCGAGGGAAAGACAAAGGGGCUGGGAGUAAUCACCAAGGUUCUGUAA